Toxotes jaculatrix (banded archerfish) is the source of this 1636-nucleotide messenger RNA. RefSeq lists its product as uncharacterized. Bases 242 to 985 code for a protein of 247 amino acids. The transcript is spliced from 7 exons. The record is from RefSeq and is a predicted model, not a curated record. Lineage: Eukaryota; Metazoa; Chordata; Actinopteri; Toxotidae.
UUGAAUUUGUCAGGAGGAAACUGAGAAUGGGAAAUGGGCUUAAAAGUUUCUUGCCUUAGUGAACUUGCUGCAGCUUCGUGGGAAAAGACACACCCACUGGCCCUUAAGGGCUUCAGUGACACAGCCUCUUUACUUUAAUUACCUGGACUGACCUCAGUGUGGACGGCUAUGUCUUUAAACAGCAGCUAAAGUGGCUGCUGCUUUUAUAAAGGACACUUGAGUCUUUGCUCGUCUUUCCAUCAUGAAAAAACAAGUGACAUUUGCAAGAAGUCAUUCGGUCCACAGGCUCCAUCGAGAUCAGGCUUUGCCAAGGAACACUGGGAUGAAUCAGUCGAAAAUAGCAUCAAAAGAUGGUGAUCUGAAAAUCAACAGACCAUCAGCUGCAAGAACUGAACCGGAACUCCAGCAUGUGACCGUGAUACAAAUCCCUAAAAGCAUGGCUGCAGCCCCAUUCCUGAAGCACGCAGCACUGACACCAGCUCAGAGGGAGUACCUGUACACCAUUGCAUCCUCCUACAGCACCGCGCAUGUGCGCAACAUCAUCACCCAACACUACAUGAACGUGCUGCACAGGUGUGUACGAGCAGGCUACAGCCGUGACAGAGACGACCUCAGUGUGACAUCUGUGACCUCACCUGAGAAUGAGGGUGAAAAUCGUCAAUCAAAACCACAAUCAGAAGUUUCUUCCAGGGCAAAACACAAGGGGAAGAUAAAUACUGGUGUGAGACAUCCUGGGAAAUCAUUUCUGCCCCAAAUCCCAAACAGACAGGCCAGGACUUCCAACACAUCAGCAUCAAAACACAGGAAGAUGAAGAAACGCACAUCACCCACACUGAGAAGAAAAAGUCAGAGGGUCAGGAUCAGGCUUUUGGAGGAGGAGGAGGAGGAGGAGGAGGAGGAGGAAGGACUGGAUGAUUUUCUGAGUGAAAGUUUGAGUUCACUCUCUGUGGGAGAAUGGGAUGACGACACCGUCUCAGAUUUAUGACUUUUUUUUUGUUAUUUAGGACAUCACAGUAACAUUUCCAGUGUCUGCAGUCUCUUGAACAGUCUUACAAAGUAUUGAGUUUGGUUUCCUGAAAAAACCCCCCCAAGAAACAGGUAUUAAAAAUGUUGUUGUCAGGAGCAGUUAAUUCUGGGAGAAACUGGAAGAGGUGUUCUGGUGCCCUCCAGUGUAAUGAGAGAAUAUUGUCUGAACACUUAAUUUCCAGGAAAUCACGUGUUCACUGACUCUUUGAGAACGAUGACAACUUCAGCAUCGAAUGAAAACAAACAGCAGCAGAUACAUUUUCUUUUUACUGCUCUUUAAAUGUGCAGAUUAUUUUAUUUCUGAGUUUUCCCAAAGCCUCACUGCACCCCUUUUUGAUUGUUUUACUGUGAAAUAUGUUAAACCAUAAUUAUAGUUAUAGCAAAGAAUCAGUUUUGUUAAAACCAUUUCACCCAGAGUUUUUUGUUUCCCUGUCUUGUGCCCAGUAAAUUCUACGUGUUUAGAAAACUCAUUAGAGUAUAAUUUAUUUCUCUUGCUCCGACAGUCCAGUUUUUUCCUCUGUACCUUUAGGAAACUCUGUUUUCCAGUGGUAUCUGAUUCAUACAGCAACAUGACCCUGUGAAUCAUGUGCUGAAUUAUAAAAUGUUACUG